Molecule: messenger RNA, 2774 nt
Organism: Leopardus geoffroyi (Geoffroy's cat)
Lineage: Eukaryota; Metazoa; Chordata; Mammalia; Carnivora; Felidae
Gene: OPTN
Product: optineurin
Exons: 15
Coding region: 943-2718 (591 amino acids)
Biological process (GO): protein localization to Golgi apparatus; regulation of canonical NF-kappaB signal transduction; Golgi ribbon formation
Cellular component (GO): cytoplasm; Golgi apparatus; nucleus
Molecular function (GO): K63-linked polyubiquitin modification-dependent protein binding
Source: RefSeq, a predicted model, not a curated record
UGGGUGAGUGGGGGCAGGGGGCGGGCAGGGGCUCGGCGAGGCGGCGACCCACUUUCCGCCCUGGAAGCUGUUUCCGCGGCCCCCUUCCGUGCGACCCCGAGCCUGUGGGGGUGUGGGUGGCGAGGGGUGGGGCGUCCCCUCUCCUGGGAGGGUUUCCAGGCCUGGGCGGAACCUGACCUGGUGGGAAAGGGCUGCGGGGCGGCCAUCGCAAAGCGCCCUCCCCCUUUUUUUUUACCGGCCCGGCUGGCCGCAGGUGACUUCCUCUGUAGGUCACGGAGAUGGUUUAAGGAUGACAUCCUCCCGCAGGUUGGGAAUGAUCAGCCAGCCAGUUCCUCCAUAUAUGGGAAGCGGUUAAAGGUACACCUUUGAGAAACAAAAACUAACCUAGCUUUAUGAGAUAGCCCAGGAACACUAAGGAACAAGUGACCUGUCUCUAAGGCAGUGGGACUCCUGAACAGCCGUUGUGUCCAGGAGAGCAUGUGUGUAUGUUAUGCGUUUGUGUGUAUAAACACACAUAGCUAUGAAUACUAGUUGAGGCUGAGAACCCCAAAGAAUAGUUCUUACUGUCGGAAAAGCAUAAGCUGGAGGAAGAGUAAAACACCGCAAAGAGAAAACGAAACCCAGAUUCUGGUCUGGCGUCCUUCCCGGGGAAAACUGUUGUAUGGAAAUGUAUGCCACAGAACUUGUUGAAGGAUGAAAUGGAAAACAGAGCCGUAGACCAGUAAGGUGGUGCUAGGACCUGAAAAGCCUCAGAUCUGGUUAAGCAAGGCAGCACUAUUAACAGGAGAACCACCCCCCGCCCCCUGCUCUUUGGGGAGGGAGAGAAGACCUAGGGAAUCCUGGCUACUUCCCAGGAGAUGCCUGGUUUGUACUGAGGAGGAGAGAUCUUGGAGCAGAGGCUAAGGCUAGGAACUGCCCUGAAAUGCACAAGGUCCUUCUGCCAUGUCCCACCAACCACUUAGCUGCCUGACUGAAAAGGGGGACAGCCCCAGUGAGACCACAGGAAAUGGACCCCCCAACCUGGUCCACCCAAAUCUGGACACGUUCACACCAGAGGAACUGCUACAGCAGAUGAAGGAGCUCCUGACUGAGAACCAUCAGCUCAAAGAAGCCAUGAAGCUGAAUAAUCAGGCUAUGAAAGGGCGAUUUGAAGAGCUUUCAGCCUGGACAGAGAAACAGAAGGAAGAACGCCUAUUUUUUGAGAUGCAGAGCAAGGAAGCCAAAGAGCGUCUCGUGGCUUUGAGUCAUGAAAAUGAAAAAUUGAAGGAAGAACUCAGAAAACUAAAAGGGAAAACAGAAAGGCCCCUUGAGGACCCCACUGGGGACCCCAAAGUCCCCAAGGCAGAAGCAGACCAGGAAAUGGAACAGCUGAAGACCCAGGUGGCCCGUCUUCAAGCUGAAAAGGCAGAUCUGCUGGGCAUCGUGUCUGAACUACAGCUCAAGCUGAACUCAGGCGGCCCCUCAGAAGACUCCUUUGUUGAAAUCAGGAUGGCUGAAGGAGAAGCAGGUGUGGCACUGAAAGAAAUCAAGACAAGUCCUGGGCCCACAAGAACUGAUUCCGUUGACACGAGCAAAUUUGCAGACGGUGCCAGGAAUUAUUUGGAAUUUGAAGAAUUAACUGUGAGUCAGCUCCUGCUUUGUCUAAGGGAAGGAAACCAGAAGGUGGAGAGACUUGAAAUUGCACUCAAGGAAGCCAAAGAAAGAGUUUCAUAUUUUGAAAAGAAAGCCAGUGAUCAUGCGGAAGUCGAGACCCAGACAGAGACGAGCAAAGAAAAAGAGAAAGAAGAGGAGAGAGGCCCAGAAACCGUGGGUACUCAGGUUGGAAGCGAAGUGGAGACAUUGAACCUUCAGGUGACCACCCUAUUUAAGGAGCUUCAAGAGGCUCAUACAAAACUCAGCGAAGCUGAGCUAAUGAAGAAGAGACUUCAAGAGAAAUGUCAGGCCCUUGAAAGGAAGAAUUCUGCAACCCCAUCAGAGCUGAAUGAAAAGCAAGAGCUUGUUUAUAACAACAAAAAGUUGGAACUACAAGUGGAAAGCAUGCGAUCAGAAAUCAAAAUGGAGCAAGCUAAAACUGAAGAUGAAAAGUCCAAGGUAGCCACUCUCCAGGUGACACAUAACAAGCUUCUUCAAGAAUACAAUAAUUCGUUGAAAACGAUCGAGGAACUAAAAAGGAAAGAGUCAGAAAAAGUGGAUAAGGUGGUACUACAAGAACUAAGUGAGAAACUGGCGCUGGCCGAGAAGGCACUGGCUUCCAAGCAGCUUCAGAUGGACGAGAUGAAGCAGACCAUCGCGAAGCAGGAGGAGGACCUGGAGACCAUGACCGUCCUGAGGGCUCAGAUGGAAGUUUACUGUUCUGACUUUCAUGCUGAAAGAGCGGCAAGAGAGAAAAUACACGAAGAAAAGGAGCAGCUGGCUUUGCAGCUGGCAAUUCUGCUGAAAGAGAAUAACGUUUUUGAAGAUGGAGGCAGUAGGCAGUCCUUGAUGGAGAUGCAGAGCCGUCAUGGGGCAAGAACAAGUGACCCUGACCAGCAGGCCUACCUCGCUCAGAGAGUUCUCCAGAAGACAAGGUUAAACAACCCAGGAUCACAAGGAGAUGAGGAUACCAACUGGAGGCAGCAGCAACAGCGGAAUAUUCCAAUUCAUUCGUGCCCCAAAUGUGGAGAAGUUCUGCCUGACAUAGACACGCUACAGAUCCAUGUUAUGGACUGCAUCAUUUAAGUGUUCACACCCCACCUCCCCCAAACUGUUGGUAAAUAUCAGAUUUUUUCCUCCAA